UCAUGCCGAUCUGUCUGCUGUUGGACACCACUCACACAUGGCAGCGUUAUGUAGACUCCAUUGAACAGUUUUCUGUGGCCGGCUGGGGCAAGACCGAAACGGAUUUGAUAAGCCCCGUUCUCCAGACUGCAAAUGUCUCGCAGAUCGAACGAUUCAGCUGCCGGGCUGACAUUGGCUAUGAUGUCAAUCAGAGGCACAUCUGUGCGGGGGAUCCUGCUCGCCAUUCGUGUGCGGGCGACUCUGGGGGCCCAUUGGUUGCCACAGUAAGCUAUGAACUUGUCGCCUAUAACGUUCAGUUCGCGAUUGUCAGCUAUGGCGAGAUCCCAUGCAAGGGCGUCAGUGUAUUCACGAAUGUUAGAAACUAUAUUCCGUGGAUCGUAGAGACCAUAAACAAUGCAAAUUAUGUGGCAUAAGAAACAUAUGA
Drosophila obscura is the source of this 424-nucleotide messenger RNA. Its product is annotated as serine protease grass-like. The record is from RefSeq and is a predicted model, not a curated record. Gene Ontology annotation, biological process: proteolysis. The transcript has a single exon. Gene Ontology annotation, molecular function: serine-type endopeptidase activity. The coding region runs from base 3 to 413 and encodes 136 amino acids. Lineage: Eukaryota; Metazoa; Arthropoda; Insecta; Diptera; Drosophilidae.